AAUAUAUGACAAUAAGUCGUCCCGCGCCGUCUCGUCGUCUCGUACCUACUACGUUCUCCAGUGACAUUUCGUUUGUUUUUCGAUUUUUGAUCUCUCUUUUGUUCGCGGCGAACACAACAAUUAUUAUUAUCGUCGCAUUGAGCCAAUAUGCCAAUAUUAUAAUAAGUAAUAACGCAUAAUACACGUAUAGUAUGAAAAAUAAUUAUAUUAUUAACCGUAUCCGAUGUGUAAAGUUAUAAUUUAUUAUAAUACGUGUUAUAUCCGGUGUUAAAUAUUAUAGUUUAGUAAUAUUCAGCCGCGUUUUUAUCGAACUGAUUUGUAUUUAGUUUUUUUUCACUUGUUCUCAUUACGCGUAAGCAUAUUAUUUACAUUAUACAUUGAAACAGUGUCCGCGCUUGUUAUUAAAAUUUUGUCGUUAUCGAUAGCGAAUAAGUGCGCCUCUUUAUACGCCCCACUGCGUAAUAAUAAUAUAUAUAUGCCAUCCGGACAUCGACGUCAUCGAUCAUAUUUUAUUAUUAUUUCACAGAUAAAACAAUAUAAUAUAUUUAUGAAAUAAUUGCAUUUUUUUUUAAAGUUUUAUGUAUCGGAUAUCAGAAUAUGUGUAUAUAGAAACAAUAGACGCAGUAAAAGGAACAGAAAUAUUAUGGCGUUACGCGAUAUUUACGAAUAAAAAAAAAAUAUUGGUUUAGUUUUUCGUUUUUAUUUAGUGCCACGUAAUAAAACUGGCUCGAGUUAUUAGUGCCGUUGAAUUUUGGCGGGCACCGGUUCGGAUUAUGAUAAUUUUCGGUUUGUAUUACAUCGUGAAAAGAGCGAUUUACUUGUCGUCGAAGAAAAUAUUCAACGGCGGCGAUCAUAAACGUAAAAAGUCAAAACGAAAAAACAAACAGAAAAUGAAAGAUUCUAUAUUAGGUUUAUCUUCUACCACAUAUUGCAGUGUUCUUCAAAAAUCUGCAAUGGUUGAGGUGUUUGCUGCCAAUCAAGGCGACUGCAAUUCCAAUAAUUUGGAAGUGCUAGAUGCCACCUUAAGUUCAUAUAGGAGUAAUGCAUCAUCUCAAGAUAAUGCAGAUUUCUUCCAAGAUUAUUCAGAUUACCAAUGGUUUGCCGAUUAUAGGUAUCGUGAUUCAGACAAUUUUAACCAUCACACAAGUAUUCUAUCAUCUAUAUCAGAAAAUUAUAAUAUUCCAUGUUAUGAAGAAGUUUCCAGAGAUUUGGAUGUUAACUUGGCUCAAGUAGACAUGGAACAUCUGAAAACUGAAGAUAUACACAAUAUACUCAGCACAUUGCCUUCUAUGUGUGGUCAAGAUUUACAAAAUGUAUCGACUGAAUCAUUUUGUAAAAAUAAACAGCUAUUCUCUCCUGUAAAAGAACAAUCACCGAAUCCAUUCAUAACAUUUAGCACUGAUUCAUUAGAUUGUAGUGACGAUAUGUUAAUCACAUGUAAGGCCAAUAAUAAACAUAACUAUACAAUUGCUUUUGAAGAACCAGCCAUGGGUGUUUCGGAAGAAUUUCAAAAUAGUGAAGCUAUGAGUACAGGAGAGAGUCGUAAUACUGGUUCAGGUGAAGCAUGGUCAAGUGAUGGAAGUGUUCCAGUCAGUGUUCCAAUGAUAUCUUCAGAUACUACUUUUACCACGUGGAAUAAGUUAAAAAAAUGUACCACUUCAGCAACCACCAAUUGCACUCAACAAGUUAAAGAGCAUACAAGUUUAUCAUCAAGUGUGAAUGAAAAGACACAAAGUUUACCUGACCUAAUGCCAUUAAGGCUAUUAUGGUUAAAGCAAAAGAAAAGUCAUUAUGACUAUCUAGUCAAAUCUACACAAUCUGAAGGAGGAAAUGAAGGUAGAGCUAAGCUGUACGAUGUAUCUGGUAUUAAAGAUCAAACAGAUAGUGCUAAAUUCAGCCUUGUCAAAAUGUUUAUUAGUCAAAAGAAAAAUCGUCAGUCAGACGGUAGCUUAGUAAUUAGCGAUAAUGAUGCUACUGCUGAGGUAACUGAACCCAGUAAAAAUGAUUUGGAAGAUAGUCUAAUGUGUGAGAAUGAAAAAACUGAAAGCAACAGACGUGUAAGUAACAAUAAUGGGUCCAACAAUUCAUCUAUUAUACCUAGCAAGCAUUUGUGGAAGGGUUCUAGUUUAAAUAAGAGUAUGCAAACUUCAUCAUUAGAUGGAAUAAGCAGCCCAAAACCAGAAAUCAAGUGUAAGAAUAGUCCUGUUUAUGUGAUGUUUCCUAGUUAUACAUUACCAGAUCUCUCAUUUCUGCAGAAUCCUAAAGCUGCAUUGGAUAUAAACAAUGUAUUUCUUGUACCUCAAAAAUUUUCACCCAUGCCAUCUCCUGAAGUUGAAAGCAAAAAACUUAACACUACACCUGUACAUGAACCAUCAUCAGCAGAAAAUUCAUUUGAUUUAAAAUCAAUCUGUGCUAAAGGAUUUGACCAUGUUAGUGAUUGGGAUUCACUGGCUUUGCUAUUACCACGGAAUGUGUCUAUAGCUUUAUCCAAGACUCCUGAGCUUAAGGAUCGUUUCAAACACAUUGAUUUUGAUAUUAAAGAACCAUCAUUUUGCCAAAUUGCAUUUAAACCAGUUGAUAAAAAAGAUAACAUGUUCGUUUAUCAAUAUGAUGAUAUGAGUCAACAUCAAAAACCACCAGUAGGUCGAGUUAACUCAAAGAUUCCCAUUAAAAAUGAACAGAAAAGAUCUAUACAUGAAGUGCCAAAAAGAUUUAGUAUGUAUGACAUGAAGUCAGAAACAUUUCAAGAACAGCAAAACAAGAGGCGUUCUCUUCCAUCACAGUUGACCAUAAUUCCUAAUAUCACUCCUAUUGUUGGUUCUGAUGUUGGUACUUCUGAAGAUGAAGGAGUUGAAUGUUCAGGCAGUAACUGCGACAGUCCUAAUCCAUGUGUUGAUGAAGCUAAACGAUUAGACUCAUUGUUAAGACAAAAUAAACAAUCUCGUGUUAAUUUAAAAGCACAAGUCAAUAAAUAUUUAAACCGUGCCAGUGGUCAUCACACUCCGCCUAAUUCACCUAAUCAAAUAACUAUUCAGGCAAAGAAAGGAACUGAUAACAUAGAUAGAUUUGAAGGAUGUGAAAUAAAUAAAUUGACAGAUUCUAUAACACACAAAAAAGACCUAGUAAAAAAUUGUUGUUUUGGUGCUGAGAAAAUAACAUUUUGUCUGGACAAUGACUAUACUGAAGAUUUGCAUACAAUUGUCCUGGAUGUUCUUUGUCCAGCUCUAUAUGCAUUGUUCAGUGAAAAUCUUAAAUCAGUUUUAGAAACAUCUUUUGGUUCUGUUAAUAACUCAGUUUGGCAAGUGAUAGAAGCUUCAUCUCAACAAGGUGUUCUUUCUUCAGCGCUCAAUGAACUGACGGCAAAGGUCAACAAUGAACUGGCACUCAACGAGGGUGUAAUGAAGUUCAAUGCAUUUAUUUUCGGCCUGUUAAAUGUUGGAGGCUUGGACGCUUGGUUGAGUUAUAUGAGAACUCGCGAAUCUGUAUGGCAAAAAUACUAUAAUCGGAACGCGCUAUUUGUCCGCGCCAAUUUUGGGUGCACCUUACACAGGGAUCUCGUGGAUCGUUUGAUUGCUUCGGCUAGACCUUUGGCCAAGUACAGACCCGCUUUCGAUCCACUGUACGAAUGUCGAAAACUCCACGAAAGCUUAUCCAACAUAAACAACCGGACGUCGUGGUUACUGAAAAAAACCGCGCGGACGUUGGAAAACGAAACUUCCAGGCCUAGGUCGUACGUCGAUUCAGCCGCUAAAACAACGGUAGACGUCGCGGGUACGGCUAGCAAACGUUGGAGUGGCGUGCACAUGGGUUCUAAGCUGGCAACGGCCUUCGAACGGCUGGACAAUAUUGACGAGAGGAUCCAACCGGAAACGACCGAGCCUUGCCACAGUAGCAGUGACGGCAUCAAGGAGACGCCCGUGAAAGGACAGCGGUUCAGACGGCUUCAGAUGAAAUGGGAGCUGCUUAGCACCAAGGACCUGACGUUAGACACCCCUGAUUUUGAUGGACCUCGGGGCGAGUCGACGAGCGCUAGGAGAGCCGCUGUCAAGUCACGCAUACCACGGCCAGUUUUAUCGCCGGUCCAACAACCGGGUCCCGAUGCAUUCGGCAACAGUAAGCGUCCGAUGACGGCCACUUACAGAGCCGAUUCCCCGACAUCACCGUCUGGCAAUACCAACAAUAAAAUCGAACACACUUCCAACAGAAUUAGAAAACCGCCGCCAGCGUCCGCUUCGAAAGCUACACGACCCAGCAGCUUAUCGCAAAGGACGACGACGACGACGACCUGUAGGGGGGAGCCCGUUCGUUACGUGCGGACCCUUUCACACCGGCUGUCAGCCGACAACGGACAUCUGUCUUUCAACGAAGGAGAGAAAUUGCAGCUCGUCCUGGACGUGGACGACAAAUGGAUACUUUGUUGUCGCGGCGCGCGCAAAGGUCUCGUGCCCAGGUCAUCCGUACUGAUGGUUUCUAAGUGAGACUCACCGGUGGUUGUCGUGUAUAGUGGCCGCCCGGCACAUUCCGCAAUGAUAUUAUUAAUAUUAUUAUAAUAAUCGACUUUGAUUAUAUUUGCGCGUUUAAUUUAUCGUCUAUUAAUAUGUUUCUCUUUCGUUUUUAAUGGUCUCAUUUUCCUUGUAUUUUGUGUUUAUUCCGUGUAUAGAGUACUACUACGAUAAUAUUAUGUACAUUUUUUUUGUUUUUGUUUAAUAUGUUUUGCAAACUAUUACAUUAAUAUUGACCGACGGUUCGUGAUGAUGGGAUAGUGUUAUGAAUGUUAUGAUGUUGCGUGCACAUCAUAAUAAUAUAGGCGUCCAAGCGCAAUCGUCGAUUUGCUGCUUUGUUUGUUUUUCUUCGUUGAUUAUUUUUUUGUUUUGUUUUUUUAUUCUUAACAAUUUACACUAGUCUUUUUUCUUUUUACGAAAUGAAAUUCGCACUUUACAAAAAAUAAAACUAUUAUCUGCAGUCGCACUUAUGGGGGGACGUGUCGUUAGGUGCUUUUUAUGAUAUGUUGUGUUGUGUUGUUCUUGUGCACUGUGAAAAAUUAAUUUUUAUGUUCUUAUAAAUCACGUAAAUAUUUGUUAUUCAAACACAUAGCCCUUCUUGUAAUUUUAACUAAAUUUCUUAUACAUACCUAAUAAGUAAUAGGUAUGUAUAUAAUAAUAUAUAUUCUAGUUACAAGAGUCGAUGCCUUAUUUAUAAUGCUUAUUUACGAGAAAACUACUUUUUGUAAUAAAAAAAAGUAAAAGUAUUACUAUUACAUUAAUACUUAGAUUAUAGAGCAUAUCUUUUAUUUUUUACAACAUUUUUCUACUAUCGUUUUGUUUUUUUUUUUAAUUUUAAUUGACGUUGAGACCUUGUUUGUUCGGCUCUUGCGCAACAGAUUUGAACAAAAAAGGUCUCGACAUGUGUGUCGAAUGACCCGUGUCCUAUAUACUGGACGUCGUGUGUCUUACUAUCCACUGUGCUCUUGUAUACCCCAAGCCUAAUGUUUGAAAAUAAUUAUUCCUUCGUUUAAACAAAAAAAAUAGCUUUGAUUAAUAUUAUGUUGCUUUAUAUAAGUAUAAGGUUUAUGAUAUCAUAUUAUGUUGUAAAUUAUCAUUUUUUUUGUUUCUAUCAUAUUUCAGUUUAUAGACUUUAAUCAUAGGUCCUUUAAGAUUUUAUUUUUGUUAUUUUUUGUUUAAUUAAACAAAUAAGACUGCUUUUAAA
Molecule: messenger RNA, 5706 nt
Organism: Rhopalosiphum padi (bird cherry-oat aphid)
Lineage: Eukaryota; Metazoa; Arthropoda; Insecta; Hemiptera; Aphididae
Exons: 17
Coding region: 774-4478 (1234 amino acids)
Cellular component (GO): cytoplasmic vesicle
Molecular function (GO): protein binding
Source: RefSeq, a predicted model, not a curated record